AUGGCCGCACAGUACCAGCCGGCCCAAGGGCAAUACUACCAACCGCAACAGGCUGUCGAAAAGGGCCACACAAUGGGAGGAGCGCCUCAAAACAUGGGAUAUAACCCAAACCAGCAGCAAUUCACAAAUGGAAAUGGCUAUAACCCUACUGGCUAUGGCUAUGCUCCCCAAGCAUCCGGAUACGCGCAGCCCGCACCGAGCGCACCCGCAUCGUCGGGUGUAAAGAGGAGCACUUGCUUCGCCAUAUUUGUUGCCCUCCUCAUCCUCCUUGCCGCGGUUAUUGGGCUCAGCGCCGGCUUGGGCGUAAGCCAGAGAAAUCUGCGCAACGCGAAGGCGGAUCUUGCGAGAGCAACAGAAUCACCAUCAGCAGCAACAACAGUAUAUGUGACAGCCAAGCCAACUUCGACGGGCACGCCAACAGCGACGUCUUCCUCGGCGUCUGCCUCUGCCACACCGGACACCUCCAACAUCACCUGCCCAGGGUCCAACAACACUCUGUACACGUCCGACGCCGACUCCAAGCAGUUCGAGCAGUACUGCGGUAUCGACUUCUCCGGCGACCAGGCGGUCGACGUAGGCAACGUCAAGGUCACGAGCAUGGAUGCUUGCAUGGACGCCUGCGCCUCGCAGUCCAAUUGCACAGGGGCCGGGUGGGGGUACCUCGAAGGCGACAAUGGCACGGAGCACAGCUGCUGGAUGAAGGCCAACCUGACGGAGCCCCACAAUGCGACGUCCGAAUGGGCUUUCGCUAUUCUGUUGAAUGUUUCACAGCCGACUUCGCAAAAACAAAAGAGACGACCAAGUUGGUGGUUUUGGGAGGCAUAA
Molecule: messenger RNA, 825 nt
Organism: Diaporthe amygdali
Lineage: Eukaryota; Fungi; Ascomycota; Sordariomycetes; Diaporthales; Diaporthaceae
Exons: 2
Coding region: 1-825 (274 amino acids)
Source: RefSeq, a predicted model, not a curated record